This is a messenger RNA of Microthlaspi erraticum, 2073 nucleotides long. NCBI's taxonomy places the organism in Eukaryota, Viridiplantae, Streptophyta, Magnoliopsida, Brassicales, Brassicaceae. The record is from the annotation of a GenBank genome assembly.
AUGAUUCCACAGUCUUCUCCUUGUUCUAGUUUCGAUUUCCUCUCUAGCGCUAACGUGUCGCGCCGUGUAUUUUGUCCAUGCUCCAAUGAGCACGGCCUGAUUGUGUUCCGGGAUGGGUUCGCGAGGAGGCGGAUUCUCCGUCGGAAGACAAGAAUUCAGGUGGCCAAUGCGAGCUCGAGGUUUGUUUUCAGCCGAAUUCGCGCGGAUUCGAAGAAUAUAGGAGUAUCGGAUUCGGCGAGAAGGGUUGCGAGAAGCCUUGUGGUUGCUCGGUUUUCGAAUGAAUUCGAAGAAUCUUCGCAGGAGUCUGCAAUUCAGAGUGACCAAAACAAUUUCACUAGCUUUAGAGAAGACCCGAUCGUGGAUAAGCUCAGGACUCAGCUUGGUGUAAUCCACCCAAUCCCGUCGCCACCAAUUAGUCGUGAUGCGAUUGGUCUAUUUGCCUUCUUCUUCUUUGUUGGUGUUGUGUGCGACAAGCUGUGGACGUGGAGGAAGAGGCGGAGACAAACGGGCGAUGACGGAGGCCAACGAGGAGCCGGGCCGUGGCCACAGGUUCCCAUCUCGCUGUCACUCGAGAAAGACUUGCAAAGGAAAGAGUCUGUGGAGUGGGUGAACAUGGUGUUGGUGAAGCUCUGGAAAGUUUAUAGAGGUGGGAUUGAGAAUUGGCUUAUUGGAUUGUUGCAACCGGUGAUUGAUGACCUGAAGAAGCCAGAUUAUGUGAAGAGGGUUGAGAUUAAACAGUUCUCUCUUGGGGAUGAGCCCUUGUCUGUUAGGAAUGUUGAGAGGAGGACAUCUCGCCGCGUCAAUGACUUGCAGUACCAGAUUGGUAUUCGGUAUACAGGUGGUGCACGCAUGUUGUUAAUGCUCUCUUUAAAAUUUGGUAUCAUCCCAGUAGUUGUGCCAGUCGGUAUUCGGAAUUUUGACAUUGACAGUGAGCUUUGGGUCAAAUUAAGAUUAAUACCAACAGAGCCUUGGGUUGGAGCUGCAUCAUGGGCUUUUGUAUCACUUCCAAAGAUCAAAUUUGAGCUGGCACCAUUCCGAUUGUUUAAUCUAAUGGGAAUUCCUGUUCUAUCAAUGUUCUUGACCAAACUGCUGACAGAAGAUUUGCCUCGAUUAUUUGUCCGCCCAAAGAAAAUUGUCUUGGAUUUCCAGAAAGGAAAAGCUGUUGGACCUCUUUCAGAAGACUUAAAAUCUGGAGACGUGCAGGAUGGGAACAAGGAUUUUGUUGGGGAACUGUCUGUUACUCUUGUAAAAGCGCAGAAACUUCCAUACAUGUUCUCUGGUAGAACAGAUCCAUAUGUUAUUUUACGAAUGGGUGAUCAAAUUAUCCGCAGUAAGAAGAACAGUCAAACUACUGUGAUUGGGGCUCCUGGUCAGCCAAUCUGGAAUCAGGACUUCCAAUUCCUUGUUUCAAAUCCUAGAGAGCAACUGUUACAAAUUGAAGUCAACGACUGUCUUGGAUUUGCCGAUAUGGUUAUUGGUACCGGAGAGGUUGACCUCGGACCACUGCCAGAUACGGUUCCUACAGACAGAAUUGUUGUUUUGCGAGGCGGUUGGAAUUUGUUCGGAAAGGGAUCUGCUGGAGAAAUACUACUCCGGCUGACAUAUAAAGCAUACGUGGAGGAUGAAGAAGACGAUAAACGCAAUGCAAAACCCAUCCAUGCUGCAGAUGCUUCCGAUGAUGAAAUGUCUGAUUCGGAAGAACCUAGCUCAUUCGUGCAGAAAGACAAGAUUCCUUCUGAUGAUAUCAGCCAAGAGUCAUUUAUGAACGUGCUGUCUGCAUUGAUUUUGAGCGAGGAGUUUCAAGGCAUAGUUUCAUCAGAAGCUGGGAACAAUAAACUAGAUGAUGGUGAACUAAGCGUGCCACCAGUACCAUCGCAGGCUGAGGCCGACUCAAAAUCUCGACCGGAAGAUAUUGGCGAUGGAAGCAUAUCAGAUUUGGAAGUGAAAAAUGCAAACUCUGAUAGAGGUUCUAUUGAUGAUGGAGGGUUAGCAUUAUUGUGGUUCGGUGUAAUCACUUCUGUACUGGUGCUUGUUGCUAUCAACAUGGGCGGCUCAAGUUUCUUCAACCCGUAA